AUGAUUGCCAAAUUUCUCACCGUUUUGACCCUCUUGGGUGCCUCACUUGCAUCACCUGUCGUGGAGCGACAAGCAGCAUGCACCGAUGAGUAUCGCGCGGCCCAGCUUGAUGGCGUGGCCCCAGCAUUCAGCGACCAAACACCAGGCGCUACUGCGAGAUUCUUGCAACAGCUUCCCCUGAAGCCGGAUGCCAAGUUGCUGCUAUACAUCAACGGUGCACCUCCGAUCACCAUCGCUCCAGACGCAUCAACAACUCGAAACUUCGCUCUGGGAGUCAGGCAAAUCUUCUACCGAGUAUAUCCAACCAUUGACCCAUCGACCAUCAACUCUCCCAACGGCACGAGCCACACUGAGCUAGAGAUCGAACUUGGUCCACGCGUGAUCGCUCUUCCUGUGAAUAUCCAUGCCGACAUGAACUUCAACUACGACUUGGCCGACUGCAAGAUCAAGACCCUUGAUGGCUUCUUGACGAUCCCAUCCGCUGUUUUUGGCAUUCCAGUGAAUCAAGCUGCUGCGGUUGCGGAACUUUUGGCAGCGGGCAACGCUGGUAGGAUGCCAGCGCUUUGA
Cercospora beticola is the source of this 567-nucleotide messenger RNA. RefSeq lists its product as uncharacterized. The record is from RefSeq and is a predicted model, not a curated record. NCBI's taxonomy places the organism in Eukaryota, Fungi, Ascomycota, Dothideomycetes, Mycosphaerellales, Mycosphaerellaceae.